CCACCAUCGGCAACUACCAGUAUCGGACGCCUAGUUCACCUCUUGACCGAUUCGUGUUCGCAACAAUCAAGCGCGUGCUAUCGAUUAUAUCGAUAAUACAUAUCUUAUCGAUAUAAUCGACAAUGAGUUGAAGUGGGAUUUCUCCGCGAUUUCUCGCACACUCUUGUCGUGACGUUUUUCUAUGCUUUUAUCGUUUUAUCGCACGCCUGCUGCCGUCUGCAUUGCGGAUCCAUGAAAUUGUGCCGUCAAUUCGUCAUCGAUCAUCGAUUCACAAAUCACAACUGCUCAUAAUUGCUCCAUGAUUCUUGUUUAUCGAAUUUUUUACGAGAUCCAUUCUAGUCGAGAUCCUUUUCGAGAAUGGAUAUCUAUUUGUUGACAUUAAUCAUCGCAGCGAUCGUACUAAUUACCAUAUGUAUCACUUUUUUACAAGCUACGCGGAAAGUACGAGCCAACACUCAGGAUGGUGUUGCGCAAGUUGGACGAUUAAGAAGAGUAGGCGCUGUAAGAAAUGUUAGACGUCGCAUGCAAGGAAAUGCUAAUUGCCCACCCGAGGAGAAUGACAGACAAGUUGACUACGAUAACGACCAAGAUGGAGCAGACAAAGCAGAAUUGCCAGAUCAUAAGAUAGGAGCGAAAAAACGAGCAAAGCUAGCAGCUAAAGCUGAAAAGAAGAUCCAAAGAGAGGCAGCUGAACGAGAGAGAGAAGAACGUAAAAAACGAGAACAACUUUUGCAAGAGGAAAGGGAUAAACAGGUUGAGAAAGAACAUGCCCAGCAACUUCGAGAGGAAGAAGCAGAAAAGAAAGCCAGAGAGGAAAAAGAAAAGCAAGAAUAUGAAGAAUAUUUAAGGAUGAAGGAAGCUUUUAGUAUCGAGGAAGAAGGUUAUCAACAAGAAAGCAAAGAUGGCGAGGAGAACUUAUUACAAGAAUUUCUUGCAUAUAUAAAGCGAAACAAAGUAUUAGUUUUAGAAGAUCUAGCUGCACAUUUUGGACUAAAGACAGCUAAUGUAAUAGAAAGAAUUCAACAACUGCAAGCUAAUGGUAAUUUGACUGGUGUAAUUGAUGAUAGAGGAAAGUUUAUUUAUAUAUCUGAAGAUGAGCUUGAAGCUGUUGCUAGAUUUGUGCAACAACGUGGUCGAGUUAGUAUUACCGAACUAGCUGAAAAUUCAAAUAGUCUGAUCAAUUUGAUUUCUGUACAGAGCCAUAGUGUUUCAGCUAGUUAGAUAAGAGUUCUUGUUGUACAUACUUCAUACCGAUUACAACACUGCUAAAUGAAUACAAUUAUUAUAUAUAGUAUAUUUAAUAAUUUCUAUUUAUAAUAUAGAUUUGUUAUGUCGAGUAUAAUAAGAGCUGAAUCAUUCCUGAA
Pogonomyrmex barbatus (red harvester ant) is the source of this 1364-nucleotide messenger RNA. It is a transcript of the gene Ddrgk1, whose product is annotated as DDRGK domain containing 1. Gene Ontology annotation, molecular function: ubiquitin-like protein ligase binding. Lineage: Eukaryota; Metazoa; Arthropoda; Insecta; Hymenoptera; Formicidae. The record is from RefSeq and is a predicted model, not a curated record.